Messenger RNA from Crotalus tigris (Tiger rattlesnake), 3366 nucleotides. It is a transcript of the gene ZGLP1, whose product is annotated as zinc finger GATA like protein 1. The record is from RefSeq and is a predicted model, not a curated record. The transcript has 5 exons. Gene Ontology annotation, molecular function: sequence-specific DNA binding; zinc ion binding. Gene Ontology annotation, biological process: regulation of transcription by RNA polymerase II; oocyte development; spermatogenesis. NCBI's taxonomy places the organism in Eukaryota, Metazoa, Chordata, Lepidosauria, Squamata, Viperidae. Gene Ontology annotation, cellular component: nucleus. The coding region runs from base 135 to 1214 and encodes 359 amino acids.
GAGCCGAAUCUCCUUUUACUGCUGCCGGCCCUGUGCUCCCAGGUGUGUCCAAUUUAGCACCUUCGUUGAAAAGUUGACUCCUGCGCCUUUGAAGGAGGCGAUCCGCGUCAAGUUCUCCCUCCGGACUGUCUGUCAUGGAGGGGGAGCUUUUCUUGGAAGGGCAACCCCCGGACUUUUCCGUCCUGCAGGAACUGCUCUGCCCACCUUGCCUGGAGUCCGAGUCUAGUUGCAAUCCGGCCUCCGCUUCAGGGGACUUCGGGUCAGCAACAGCCGCGGCUAGAGAAUUCAGGUUUGAGCCUUUCAGCAACAUGGCUUGUUGCCUUCAGAUGCCAGAUAGCAAAGCCCUCAGCUUCCUGCAGGAGAGUACCCAGCUGCUGUCCCAAGCAGAGCCAAUCAGCAGUAACCCAGGAAAGCCUCUAUGGCAGCUAAGCCGAGGGAUGCAUUCCAUCCACAGCAUCCGUGGACCCCAAUGCAACUGUUUCCACAGCGUCCGUGGACUCCAGUGCAACUGUUUCUCCUCUCCCCUAGUGCCUUUUGCUCCCACGGAUGCUCUGAAUCUCAUCAGCCUCCAUUGCUCCAGCCUUGAGUCAGAACCUCUAGAUCAGGUCAAGCCCCCAGAAGCUGGGGAAAUUGCUCAUAAGAGGUCUCCCAUUACCCACUCUAAAGACCAUAGUAGUCACCUGCUGGGGCGAGCUUGUGUGGAAGAGACCAGACUGACCCAACUCUCUGAGUCACAAAGAGGCAGGAGGAGAGUCUUCCGCAAACAGCCUAAACCCAGAAGGAGCUAUGAUGCUCUGGACCCAAAUUUCCAAGGGGUGACACUCCACAUGAAAUUGUAUCUGUGUCAAAGCUCUUCAGAGGGCUGUCGUCUUAUCAUUAACCCCCAAUUCAGCAGUGGAAAACCUAGGAAAAGAAGUGGAGUUCCUUUGGCAGAAGAGUGCAAAACUGGCAGUUUGGAAGAGGAAGGAUUCGUCCCGGCACACAGAAAUAAGCGUUGUGCUUCCUGCAAGACAAGAAAAACCCCACUAUGGAGAGAUGCUGAAGAUGGGACCCCUCUGUGUAAUGCUUGCGGCAUUAGGUACAAAAAGUACAGAAUAAGAUGUUUUCACUGCUGGAGUAUUCCAAAGCAUGGUGGGAAACCUUACCCACAUUGUUCCAACUGUGGAGGGAAGUUGGGUGUGGUAGCUGCCCAGCAGAAACCUGGAAGAAGGUAAAAAGAGCUGGGGAGAAGGAAAGCUUUGAUUGUUCAGAAUAGGUUGUGUUCACUUGAGGUUGAUUUAUGAAAUGUGGGCUGUAUUACAACAUUUAGUUUAGGUUCUGAUCUGAUUAUUUGAAAAACAGAUCAGUUCAUCCGAAUUAAUAACAGAUCACUUGAUUGGUAAUAAGUUAUCACUAUUCAGCUAAAAUAAAUAUCUACGUAAAAACAAAAGACCUUCUAAUUUUCAAUGUCCCAACUAAUUAAUUCAUAAUUUUAGCAACUGGAUAAUGAAAUUCUCUUUUAAAUUCCCCUUUAAAAUCUUUUCUAUUGGGAAGAGAUUGGUGACACAUUUUUUUUUAAAAAAUCCAUGUUUAUGGCAUUUUAACUGAAUUGUAUUUCUAUGUAAAAAAUAAAUCAGCUCUCCAUCCUGCAGCAAUUAAGAACAUAAAUAGGAGUUUCUAACAUAAGCAUUUCUUUUAAAAAUUAACAAUUUUCAAUAUUCAAAAGUUAUUGUGUCAUGUUUAGAGAUAAAUUAUGAAUUGUAGAUUUGUCUAAAGAUAAAUCCAUUUUAGAUUAUAGUGUCUCUCUGUCUGUGUGUGUUAUGCUAACUCUCCAGAGUUAUUCAGUUUUGUUGUAACAUGAAGAUGGAUAAAAAGAAAUAUAUUUGAAUCCUCUGCACUCCAAUGUCGCUAACUUUUUUUUAAAGGAAAAUGAAGGGAGAGACAAGAUCAAAGCUGAUUUUCAUAGCAAUACAAUGUAUUAAGAGCUGGAGGUAACUUUUACAUAUAAAUGCAAAAUGUCAAACCCAGCUGAACAUUUUUUUUUCAUUCCUGGAUAAAUUUGGCUCUUCUCUUUCUGUGCCGAAAGAGAAUUAUAUGUCCAGAAAUCAGUCCUUUUUUUUUUUUAGAUCCACUGAAAGCUAUAGUGAAGCUAAAGUUGCUUAGCUAGGCAGAAUAACAUUAUAAGCUGAAGAAAGCCAGGGAAAAAUGUAUUUGAUCUACUUAUCCAUAUAUUUUUCCUCCACACUAGUGCCCUAAAUACGUAGCACUCCCUUAGCCAUGUUUUGAUGAAUCCAGAACAACUCUGUGUCAUCUAGAUUAUGCAUCACUUUAUUUUUCUUCUUUCUCUCCAUGCUUGAUAGAAGUCCCUACUAUAAAAUUUUAAUCACAACUGGAAAUAUAUUAUCUGAAUCCCAGCUUUACCUAUUGCAAAUGAAGAAAGAUCAGUUUGUCAAGGUCAGCCCUAUCUAGUUCAAUAUGUGCUCAGUCACCAGAACUCUCAGGAAUCAUAGACCUGUCAGCCUUCCUUUAAAAUAAAUAAAUAAAUGAGGCCUAGAAUCUCCAGUUUGAGGAACAAAUAUGAAAUUCCCAAAUGUGGUUGAUUAGUUCAGUAGCAUGAAAGUGAAUUCCAAACUCUGAUAAAGUAUAUUCCUAUGUCCCAACUCAUUGUCAAGGUCUUUCCUCACAGACCCCUCUGUCACCCUCAGUCUUGAGACUCCUCCCAAUAUUUUCAGGUUGAAAGAUAGAACAAUACUUGGUAGUAAAAUGUCUGCUUUAUAGGAACACCAUAUUAUACAUUCAUAGACAAUUGCUUUCUUCACUGGAAGUCCCAGUGCAAAGGUCUGUGCACAAACUUGCAUGAACAGAGAACAUUAAAAACCAGUGGCUGUAAUAAUUAAAAUAUUAAAGUGGUACUUGGAAGACUCAAGUAUUCAAGUCCACUUUCAGCCAUGGACGCUCACUGGGUGAAUUUGUGUCAGUCACUGUCUCUCACCCCAACUUAUAGGUUCUCCACAGUGUGGAAAAAUGAGAGGAGGGAAUGCUACUUGGGAUGUAAAUCAUCAAAUACAGUAAUGAACCAGAAAAUACCUCUAAGGGGAAUUUGGCCUGAACCUUUUGAAGGAUAUUGCUGCUUCGACACUGCAAAGAGGAGUGUGUUGCUUGCCACAUUAUGUUUCUUGAAGUAAUCGACUUAGGUCAGGGGUCCUCCCACCCUGAGCCAUGGCAUGCCAGGAACCGGACCACGCAAACAAGAGAAGCCCCAUCCAUGUAAUGUAGGCAGCAUGCGAAACCACGCCUCCUCUGGUCCACAGAAAAAUCUCUCUCCACAGAAUUGGUCCCUGGUGCCCAAAAGGUUGGGGGUGAUGGCGGCGCUGUCUUAGGUGAUUU